UUCAAAUCCAAAUUGCUAAUAGAAUGGGUUCUCGUUGACACUAAUGACAUAUACCAUUUUAAAGGUUUUUUAUACCUUUAUUUAUUUUGGCUCCAAAAUUGACAACAUUUCCGUCUCAGUUUUUUGCUACAUGGCCCACUGUGACAGUACCGUGUGUUUUUAGGCAUGGCAGAGUAACCGGAUCACUCCGGGCACCUGGUCUUCUUCAUACUCAUGUGUGCAAAAGUAAAUGCAUAAUAUUUCAAAACCUCAUGGGCAAAAUGCAGCCAGAGAACCUGGCAUCUGAAAUAACCAGUCCCUUUAAUUCUUCUGCAAGUACUAACAGUGAACAUGUACACCACAACAUGUGUCACAAUUAGGAACUAUAGUGGACCGUGAUGAAUGACCUUUCCCCCGGAAGUGAACCGUGUUGUGAGACCUUAAACAAAACCUGUCAUAUUCAUAAAACACAAUUUAGGUGUUUUCAUAUAAUUUACACCAUUUGGAGUAAAAUGGACCCACACAUGACCCACAUAACACAAAAGAUAAUGAAGUUAUGGCCCGAAAAGAGGCCAUGUACAACAUUGUUGUGACAGUACAUUAUAUACUCAGAUAUGUCAUACACAAAAAAUAUGUCUAACAUUAAUUGUGGCUAAUGUUGCAUAAUAGGUGUUCUUUUUUCAUGUCUAAAUAAAGGUAAUAGCAUUCCUAGGUAAUAUUCAAUGAAUGGAAUUGUCACAUGACAAGUUCUUAGUUACUGUUGCCAUGGGUAUCCAGGUACUGUCCAUGAACAAUUGGAAAAUGGCAGCUCCCCAAAAAAAUGCUAGAAACACUAAACGACGAAAGAAAGGCACAUCAUUGUUCCAAAAGGGCAAUUGUAAGUGGAGAAAAACAUCAGAGCAGCCUCAGACAAGGGACAAGGGACAGGAGAAGGAACAAAUUCAGCCUAUGAAAACAGACACACAGAGAGUUAAACGCAUCGAGAUUGAGAUUUUUCAGUCAGUCAGUACAUCUGGAAACACACUGCCAUCUAAGUUAAGACCCAAGAUAAAGAAAGUCUCAUGUAAGUCAGCACCUAGGCUUAAUAAUUUUACUGGAAAUGUCAUAGUAAACAUUAAUAACUUGCCACUGCUUGUAAACAAGUUUUGUUCUAUUCACUCGGCACACUCAAAUGAAUGCAAAAGUCCCCAUUGUGUUUUACGUUCCAUCAAGUAUGUUGGACUAUGUGUCAGUGUUUGUCUAGGAUGUCAGAGCUGCAAUGUGAAUAUCACCAUGGACUUAACUGAUAAACUGCCCAAACCUAAAAACAAACCAGGUCCUCCACCAUCCACUCUGAAUAAGGCAUUGGCACUGUCGGUAUUAAAGACGAAAGCUGGUCCCAGUGACGUCAGAUACAUCCUGUCACUACUGGACAUAAAGCCUCCAUCCAUGACACAACUACAGAAGGAUUUGAAACUAUUAAGCAAUGAAACAGUCCACAUAAAUAAUGUAUCAAUGAAGAAAAAUCAAGAGUUCAUCAACGAAGUUGCCAAGAUGCUUAACCAAGUAACAUCCAAUUCGCGUGGCCUCAUUCCCGUCGAAGCCGAUUGCUCGUACAACAACAGGUGCCAGAGUGGUUACGAAGCUGAGACCCAGGCCUUCUGUCCACUGGUGGAGCAGCUGACCAAAAGAAAGCUGGUGUUAGGCUUGUCAACUGCAAAUAAAUUGUGUAGAAAACAUCAAUGCAGUCAUACAAAAUGUGCACGCACUUAUAAUCCAACACAUUCAAUGGCAUCUGUAGAAAAGAAGUUAAUAUCAGAAAAUAUUACAAAUGUAGAGUCCCAAAAUGUUGUAAAAAUCUCAAGCCUAACAACUGAUGCAUGUGCACAAUUAGGAAAUAUAAUGCAAACUUCAAAUCCUAUCCACUGUUCCUCUCAUUCCAAUAUGUUCCCUCUUAAGUAUGUGUGUUUUGUGCACCGAAUGCGAAGAGUUUUUAUAAUACAAAAGUUGCAGCACUGA
Gigantopelta aegis is the source of this 1977-nucleotide messenger RNA. RefSeq lists its product as uncharacterized. The record is from RefSeq and is a predicted model, not a curated record. The transcript has a single exon. NCBI's taxonomy places the organism in Eukaryota, Metazoa, Mollusca, Gastropoda, Neomphalida, Peltospiridae. The coding region runs from base 706 to 1977 and encodes 423 amino acids.